AGCCCCUCGGCUUAGCCUGCUGCCCCGGACCCCAUGAAGCUGACGGCCCUGCAGAUGCUGCUGUGGCACAGCAUGCUCUGGAUGACAGGAGAAGCCACCCCUCUGGGUCCUGCCCACAACCUGCCCCAAAGCUUCCUGCUCAAGUGCUUGGAACAAGUGAGGAAGAUCCAGGCGGAUGGCACGGAGCUUCAGGAAAAGCUGUGUGCUACCUACAAGCUGUGCCACCCGGAGGAGCUGGUGCUGCUUGGGCACUCUCUGGGCAUCCCCCAGGCUCGCCUAAGCAGCUGCUCCAGCAAAGACCUACAACUGACAAGCUGCCUGGGCCAACUGCACAGCGGGCUCUUCCUCUACCAGGGCCUCCUACAGGCCUUGGCAGGGGUCUCCUCUGAGCUGGCCUCCACCGUGGACCUGCUGCAGCUGGAUGUCAAGGACUUUACCACCAACAUUUGGCAGCAGAUGGAAGACCUGGGGGUGGCCCCUGCUGUGCAGCCCACCCAGGGCACCAUGCCAGCCUUCACCUCUGCCUUCCAACGUCGGGCAGGAGGUGUUCUGGUUGCUUCCAACCUGCAGAGCUUCCUGGAGCGGGCCUACCGGGUUCUGCGCUACUUCACUGGGCCCUGAGCAAAGCCCUCCCCACCCAGUGUAUUUAUCUCUAUUUAAUAUUUAUGCUUAUUUAAACUUAAUAUUUAAAGACAGGGAAGAGCUCAAAAGAGUCUCAACUCCUGGGUCCUUCCCUCUGCCCCUAAGUUUCGUUCUCCUGCCUGUAGCAAGGAAAAACUCCUGUCCUCCUGUCGCCCGACUGGGAGGCCGCUAAGUAAAUACCAAGUAUUAAGUCCUGUGUCUGCUCCCUGGCUGGUUCCACGGUGGGUACCGGGAGAGCUGCAGUGAACCCCAG
Talpa occidentalis (Iberian mole) is the source of this 895-nucleotide messenger RNA. It is a transcript of the gene CSF3, whose product is annotated as colony stimulating factor 3. The coding region runs from base 34 to 621 and encodes 195 amino acids. Gene Ontology annotation, biological process: positive regulation of cell population proliferation; positive regulation of myeloid cell differentiation; immune response. Gene Ontology annotation, molecular function: growth factor activity; cytokine activity. Gene Ontology annotation, cellular component: extracellular region. The record is from RefSeq and is a predicted model, not a curated record. Lineage: Eukaryota; Metazoa; Chordata; Mammalia; Eulipotyphla; Talpidae. The transcript is spliced from 5 exons.